AUGUGGAUUCAAAACAACAAUGAACCAGUAAGAUACCCAUCGAAGCUGCAGUAUGAAGGGGACAUAAAGAAAUACUGUCAAUUCCAUGAUGGUCACGGCCACGUCACGGACGAAUGUGGAAGCCUAAAGAAAGAAAUCGACCGAUUGGUACAAGUCGGUCGUUUAAAAGACUUUGUAGUACAAAAUAAAAAUUAUAACUCGGGAGGAGGAAACCGAGGCGAGCACGGCGGAAAAAGGGAAGAAGCACCACCACCAAAAAGGCAAAAUGUAUCCGGAGUAAUUAACACCAUAGCCGGUGGAAUGGCCGAUCCAGAGUACAAGCGAGGAAGGCUUAAAAGACAGAAAAUGGUGAUGAACAUAUCGGUGGCCAAACCUUUACCCGAGGUCAGUUUCGGCAUAGCCGACGGCGAAGGAAUAGACUUCCCCCACCAAGAUCCCUUGGCAUACCUCGGUAUAGGUUGCUCGGUCCUCAACCUAAAACCGGUCAAAACUCCUCUAGUCGGCUUAGGAGGAACACCGGUGCGAGCUGAAGGAGUGGCAGAAUUAACAAUUGAACUAGGAAAAGAAAACGGUUCACUGGAAGGAGGCCUAAUCGGCGUCACGAAGAAAUUCAAAACAUUUUUUAUGGUUGUAGACAUGCCACAGGCCUACAAUGUGAUACUCGGCAGACCAAUGCUAUACAACACCGGGGCAGUCACAUGCAUCAAAUACUUGUCGAUGAAGAUACCUACGAAGAAGGAGUGGUGA
Messenger RNA from Mercurialis annua (annual mercury), 747 nucleotides. RefSeq lists its product as uncharacterized. The coding region runs from base 1 to 747 and encodes 248 amino acids. The transcript has 2 exons. NCBI's taxonomy places the organism in Eukaryota, Viridiplantae, Streptophyta, Magnoliopsida, Malpighiales, Euphorbiaceae. The record is from RefSeq and is a predicted model, not a curated record.